UCGAACUCAUGAACGACAGCCUCUACGACUGGAAUGUGAAGCUCCUGAAGGUGGACGAGGACAGCGCCUUGCACAGUGACCUGCAGAUCCUGAAAGAGAAAGAAGGGGCGGAUUUCAUUCUUCUCAACUUCACGUUUAAGGAUAACUUCCCCUUCGACCCCCCCUUCGUAAGAGUGGUGUCGCCCGUACUCUCCGGAGGGUACGUCUUGGGAGGAGGAGCCAUCUGCAUGGAGCUUCUGACCAAGCAGGGCUGGAGCAGCGCCUACUCGGUGGAGUCGGUCAUCAUGCAGAUCAGCGCCACCCUGGUCAAAGGCAAAGCCAGAGUGCAGUUUGGCGCAAACAAAGUACGUGGCGGCAGAGUAUCUUCCUUUCCUCCCUCUUCUUCCUUCCUUCCUUCCUUCUUUCCUUCCCUAUCUCUGUAUCUACCCAUCCAUCCAUCCCCUCUCAUUUAUCAAUCACGAUUUCCAUCCAUCCUAUCUUAUCUAUUAUCCCCUUCCUUCCUGCUUU
Messenger RNA from Notechis scutatus (mainland tiger snake), 507 nucleotides. The record is from RefSeq and is a predicted model, not a curated record. NCBI's taxonomy places the organism in Eukaryota, Metazoa, Chordata, Lepidosauria, Squamata, Elapidae.